UAUCCGCUCCGCAUGGGACCCCACAAAUGGUGACCCCGACGUGAUUCGGCUUGGACAUCAAGGCAGCCAGGACUUUGCCCAGAGUAAGCUAGCAAAAAUCAUACUAAACACAGCCGCCAGUGGAGCAGGGAUCAAUGUUCUCAGACAGUAGACCCAACAGGUGUUGUCUCAGAAGCUAAGCAAAGAGAAAGCAGAUCCAACCAGAAAAAGGAUCUGAGAGGUCAGACUCUAUGUCAUCUCUCAUGAAGAAACUGGAACAAUUGAAUUUAGAUAUUAAAAAGGCUCUCAGUGCUGGCUCUUCUCCUUCCAGCACUCCUUCUACCAAAAAGCGCAAACAGCCGUGCCCUGUUAAGGUGGAAACAGGCCUUCUUCACAAAGAUCAUCAAAGAAAGGGAAUCUGUGGGAAUAAGAGGGCAGGCUACCAAGAUUUAAAUGGUUUGCCAAGCUCAGUGUCAACUGGAGCACGACCAAAAACUGAAGCGUUCGGUAAGAAAAGGCGGAGGUGGCAGCCGCGGCAGGAGGUACCGGAGGAUACCGGCUCCUGGUCGUCCGAGAGAGACGUUCGUGAGCUCACAGGUCCUAUCUGUUCUGACCUCCCAGAUGCCUUGUGGUUUCAAACCUUCUGCCAGUUUGCACAUUAUCGCUGCUCCAACCGCAAGUACUACACCAAGCGGAUCCUGUGUCCUGAUAUGGCUCCCCCCAAAGAACCUCGUGCCCAAGGAGAGGUGUCUGAUACCAUGGGCUCCUGGGCAAAAAGCAACUGGUCUUCCCGUGCUGGGUCCACUAGCGAAGCAGCGCUGGGUCAGGCAGACCCCAGACCCACGAGUCAGACUACCCUGCUGCAUCCUGACAUCCGCCUUCACUCCAAUGUCAACACUAUUCUGAAAUAUGCCUAUGCUGUCUCGGGCCAGGAACCAGUGAUCAGGAAGCACAUCCCAGGUGUGCCGACCCAGAGAAGUCUCAAGCCUGGAGGGGACCCAGAGCUGGCAGGCCCCCUGCAAGUCCAGCCAGUCACAGCCACCCCUGAAACUUCCCCGUCAGCCAUAAGACCCAGUAUCAAGACUGGAAGGGCCACAGAGCAGCACAUGCAGCAGAGCAUCCAGCAGCUGAUCAACUCAGCUCUCUCCUUGGAGGGCUCUCCGGAGAUGGAGACCAUUCAGGUGCCCCUAGGCACUGCACCAGAUUGGAAGGGCUCAUUCAGCAGUGCCCAGGAAGGGAUCCCAGAUGCAAGCAGCAGUGGCAGCCUCUUAGCUCUGGAGAGGGAUGAGGCUCUGGUGAUUCUCUGCUAUGCAAUGCUGGAGGGGAUCUGCCUAUCAUCAGCCAUUACCCAGGCUUGGAAGCGAAUGGAGGCAAGAACCUUUGGAUUUGGAGAUUCGGUGUGCGAUAGUCUUGGAAGACACCACAUGGAUCUAUGCCCUGACUGUGCCUUCUGCUCACUGAAGAGGGAGCAGUGCCAUGGGGUGUCAGAUCUGAGACGUGUUCACUGCAAUGUUGGCACCUUCACUACCUACAUCAACCCUGAGAUCUCUGUCCAGUAUCAGGCUGUGGGCAAUAAGGUUGGUUCCCUGGAGGCAAUGGGGUAUUAUGGGAUGGAGGUGUAUGGAGGGCUGCGUGCAGAUUAUUGGUGUGGCCGCCUGGCCACGCACGGCUGUGAUGACCCCCGCGUGAUCCUUUGGCUGCAAGUGGAAUAUGCUUUCUUCCAAGGAGGAGACUUCCCAAACAAAAUCUGUGACUCAGAUAGAGUUCAGCACCCUAAUUACUGUGCAUUCAAGAGUCACCAGUGCCUACAGCGCAGCCUCAGCAGCCAGAAGGUGCUUCGUCAUGGUUGCCGCAGGAACGAGACAUACCAAGUGCUGAGUGAAGAGAAAGGCGAGGAGGAGGUGCUGCUCUGGAGCCAGAAAUUCUUCAGCUUGACUGAGGGAUGAGUGGAGGAGAGAGGACAGAGGGAGACCCCAGGGAUGAAGGAAAAAGGGGGCAUAGGGCACUGAAUGGACCCUGUGGAGGCAGAGAGAUGAGGAGAAACUUGAUAGGACCUGAAGCAACUUUUCCCAACCUCUGUCUGUCUCUCUGUCCCCAGGGAUAACGUCUGGUGCCCACCCUUGCUUUCAUGCAAGUGCCACAGCCUCCUCUCUGCUCCAUACAGCAGUGUGAAUGACAGCACCCCAGAAUUCACUGGGGAAUCCCUGACCUUGGCAUUUCAUUUGACACCAACCCGGGCACUGUACAGUUUCAGCUGUCCCCCAGGUGCCUCUAAGGGUCAGCAGCUGGGAAAAGGGACUCCAGCAACAGGAGCGGCAUCAGCCCUGGGGUGAUUCACUUGGAGUCUCUGCCAGUUUCCAGGUUCCUGCCUGAUGGCCCUUGCCCAAAGCCCACAAUGUCUUUUACCCUCAGGCCUCCUGCCAUGGACACAACCAGUGGGUUGUUUCCUAUAUAUUAUGUUUUGGUUUAUAAAGAGCCUGUUCAGCCAA
Malaclemys terrapin pileata is the source of this 2468-nucleotide messenger RNA. It is a transcript of the gene ACRBP, whose product is annotated as acrosin binding protein. The transcript has 9 exons. The coding region runs from base 231 to 1925 and encodes 564 amino acids. NCBI's taxonomy places the organism in Eukaryota, Metazoa, Chordata, Testudines, Emydidae. Gene Ontology annotation, cellular component: acrosomal vesicle; nucleus. The record is from RefSeq and is a predicted model, not a curated record. Gene Ontology annotation, molecular function: protein binding.